AUGCACUUCCACAACCCAUUCCGCUCCCACGACGAAGGAGGAUCGCACGGAGCGCCACAGCCUCCUCCACAGCCUGCGCAGCAGCACGCGCCCUACCCCCAACCCCCCGGCAUGGGCUGCAAGAAGCCGAGCGGGCCGGACGACGGCGACAUCAUCGGGCAAGUCGUCGCGGGCUACCAAGGCUGGUUUACAUGCGAGGGCGAUGGGUCGCCGCUGAAGGGCUACUGGCACUGGGCGCCGGACCGUCUGAAGCCAAUGUGUGCGUCCAACUGUGCGGUGAUCUCGUGGCCCGACAUGCGGUACUACGAGCGGCAGCAUGCGACGGGGUUUGCCGCCUACCCGAACGGGACGCCCGCGCGGCUCUUCAGCAACAUGGAUGCGCAGACGGUGUACGCGCACUUCCGGAUGAUGCAGGACGCCGAGAUCCGCGCGGCCGCGCUGCAGCGCUUCGUGCCGUGCGGGCCUGAAGGCCCGCCGCGCGACAUCACGACGGUGCAUGUGCACAACGCGGCGCUCGCGACCGGCGUCAAGUGGUACUGCAUGUACGAUGUGGGGGGGUGGAAGAAGAUGGGGAGCGAGCUGCCCGAGGACUGGCGCUGCAAGAUGAGCCAGUAUGCGGCGUCGCCGGCGUACGCGCGCCAGAACGGCAAGCCGGUUGUCGCGAUCUGGGGAUUCGGGUUCAACGACGACAACCACUACUUGUCGCCCGAAGAGUGCAUCCAAGUCAUCCGCGGGCUGCAGGCUGCGGGGGUGUACGUCAUCGGCGGCGUGCCGACGUGGUGGCGCAAAGGCAUGUCCGACUCGCGCGGCAACUAUGCCGCAGUGUACCGCAGCUUCGACUGCCUCUCGCCGUGGAUGGUGGGGCGGGCGAGCGAGACGAAAGACCUCGACUUUUACUUCAACGAAUGCAACAAAGGGGACGCGGAGGAACUCCAUGCCUUGGGGAUAGACUACCAGCCGUGCGUGAUGCCGGGGGACCUCGCCACUGGCCGGCGGCUGCACGGCGACUUUUACUGGCACCACUUUGCCAACCUCGCGCGGCUGGGCCGUACCGGCGUCGGGCUCUAUGUGAGCAUGUUUGACGAGUACAAUGAAGGGCACCACAUUGCGCCGACGGCGGAGACGCGGGCGGACCAGCCCGCCGACUUUGCGCACCCGGCGCUCGACGAAGACGGUGUGCCAUGCACCGCGGACUACUACCUGCGCCUCACGCGCGACGGGGGUGCCAUGUUCCGCGGCCGCUUGCUCUACUCGGAGCUGCGGCCCACGGAGCCGUGGCCCGGCCGCGGGCCGUGCCACCGCCCGCGCGCGGUCGCGAUCAAAGCCAUGGUGAAUGGGCGGUACGUGUGCGCGGAGCGGGACGGGCGCUUGAUCAACGACCGCGAGCGCGCCGGGCCAUGGGAGACGUGGACGCUCGAGCACGCCCCCGGCGGCGUGCACUUGAAGGCGUAUACCGGCAAAUACAUGUGUGCCGAGCACGAGGUUAUUGUGGCCAACCGCGACACGGCGGGGCCGUGGGAGACGUUCACCGUGACGCGCCUCGACGAUGGGCGCGUCACGAUUAGGGCGUGGACGGGGAAAUAUGUGCAGGCGAUUCCGGAGGGCACGGGGCGCAUGGUCGCGGGCGCGGACGAGGCGGGGUGGUGGGAGAGCUUUGCGUUCGAGGAUGUGUAG
Cutaneotrichosporon oleaginosum is the source of this 1674-nucleotide messenger RNA. RefSeq lists its product as uncharacterized. NCBI's taxonomy places the organism in Eukaryota, Fungi, Basidiomycota, Tremellomycetes, Trichosporonales, Trichosporonaceae. Gene Ontology annotation, cellular component: cytoplasm; actin cytoskeleton. Gene Ontology annotation, biological process: actin filament bundle assembly; establishment or maintenance of cell polarity; cell migration. Gene Ontology annotation, molecular function: actin filament binding; protein-macromolecule adaptor activity. The record is from RefSeq and is a predicted model, not a curated record.